This is a messenger RNA of Durio zibethinus, 3949 nucleotides long. RefSeq lists its product as uncharacterized. The record is from RefSeq and is a predicted model, not a curated record. Lineage: Eukaryota; Viridiplantae; Streptophyta; Magnoliopsida; Malvales; Malvaceae.
UCUAAAUUUAUAGCGAAGAUGGAAAAUUUUAACAGAUUUGCCGAUUUUUGGGCAUUGGCAAAGUUGAAAACCCAUUUGACGAGUUAAACAUUAACCAUGGUUAAGAUUACCGACCAGUGAUAAUAAAGAAAUUGCGAAGUGAAAGGCAAAGGAAAGCUCUAUACGACUAAAAAAGAAUGUUUUAAAGUGUUUUUAUGGUUUUCGACUAUUUGGUAAGAGGCCUGUUCUGUCUGGGUUAAGAGGGUUUUGAGAAAAGGUCCAGUUUUGGGGGGAUUUUUUAAGAUUUGAGAGAGAAAAGAAAGGGCAUAAAAAGAAAAAAAAAAAUGGUGAUGAAGGUAUGUCCAUGGUGUCUCUGUGAUACCAGAAUGUUCUAUCCACUAGCCCUGUUCUUAUUAUAAGUGUUCUUACUCGGGUCAUUUGUGUUUGUAUCGGUUUUCCACUAGGUUGGGGAUUUUUCUUUUCUCUUUUGCUAAAGUAUGAUAAAACGCUGAAGUUGAGGAUUGAUAAGUGGGGUGGCUUAAAUUUUUAAGAGUUUACGGGUGGCUCUUUUAUUAGAGAGCAACACUGGGAAAGGGAAAUGGAAUGCAAUAAGGAUGAGGCCACCAGAGCUAAAGAGCUUGCUGAGAAGAAGUUCCUUGCAAAAGAUGUUACGGGGGCAAAGAAAUUUGCUUUGAAGGCCCAGAAUUUGUUUCCUGGGCUUGAGGGUAUUCCCCAAAUGAUAGCAACACUUGAUGUUCAUAUUUCUGCAGGGAACAAAAUAAAUGGAGAAACAGAUUGGUAUGGCAUACUCGGUGUGAAUCCACAAGCUGAUGAUGAAGCAGUGAGGAAACAAUAUAGAAAGCUGGCUCUAAUGCUUCACCCUGAUAAAAAUAAGUCUGUAGGAGCUGAUGGGGCAUUUAAACUUAUUUCGGAGGCAUGGAGUUUGCUGUCUGAUAAGGCUAAGAGAGUAGCAUAUGACCAGAAGAGGGGUGUGAAGGUAACGCGAAAGGUUUCAACACCUAGUGGGGGUUCAACAGCAUCAAAAGCGGCAAAUGGUUUUUACAACGUCACCAAAACAACCACUUCAAGCAUGAAGACUUCCAAGAGUAACCCACGUGCUGCUCAGUCUUCGAACUCUGCUGGUCGUUCGUCAAACCCUGCUGGUCAGUCUUCAAACCCUGCAUCAUCUCAUAUGCCUAAACCAAAUACCUUUUGGACUAUCUGUCAUCAAUGCAAGAUGCAGUAUGAAUAUCUGAGAGUGUAUCUUAAUCAUAACCUAUUGUGCCCCAACUGCCAUGAGCCAUUUUUGGCUGUAGAAACUGCUCCCCCAACUGCAUCAGCCCCUACCCCUUGGAAAUUUUCACAGCAUCGGCAGAACUCAAAUAGUCAAGCAGGUAAUAAAAGCUCAAGUAAUUCAGGAAGAAACCAUAUCUCUUCUUCUAAUGCCGCAGGAUUCAGUGGUCAUGAUUCAUAUAGUCAAAGCAACUUUCAAUGGGGUCCUUUUUCUAGGACAGGUGGUUCUUCAACUGCAGCUCAAGCUGCAAGUGUGGUUCAGCAGGCAUAUGAGAAAGUGAGGAGAGAGCGGGAGGAAGCACAGGCAGCUACAAAAAGAGAAGAGGCCAUGCGGAGAAAGCAUCAUGCCUCUAAAAGGGCAAGUGGUGUGUCUUCAACUGGAUUAACUAAUGCUGCUAAGAGAAGGAGAGGCUUGGAAGAUGGUAGUGCAAGCACCCAUGGAGCUAAUACUACCAAUCGAAUGGGUGUAGGAAAUGGAGGUACAGCUAAUCUAUCUGGAUCUAAACAAUGUAGUUUAGAAACAGGUUGGACCAAUGGAACCACUAAGCAGAACACUGCAAGAGAUAUCUCCCUGAAAGAAAUUCAAAGUCUACUGGUGGAGAAGGCCAAGAGAGAAAUUCGAAAGAAACUGAAUGAAUUGAAUUCAUUGUCCGCAGCUAAGAUUGCAUCCAAAAAUAUUAUAGGCAAUGAAAAUGCAAAGGAGAAACAAAACAAAUCUUUGAUAAACAACGAAGCACAGGAUCAGAACAAGUCAGGGGGUUUUGUUGAUCAAAUCAAUGGGGACCAUUAUGUUAAGUCUUUUCCUGGCAGUUCUGGUGUCCAUGUUGACAUGAAAACAUUGGAAGCAAUGUCCAUACAUGUUCCAGAUCCAGAUUUUCAUGAUUUUGACAAGGAUCGAACUGAACGAUCUUUUGAAGAUAACCAGGUAUGGGCUGCAUAUGCUGACAAUGAUGGGAUGCCUCGUUGUUAUGCUAUGAUUCAUAAUGUUAUUUCUCUGAAUCCGUUCAAGAUGCGGAUCAGCUGGCUUAAUUCAAAAACUAACAGUGAAUUGGGUCCGCAUAACUGGGUAGGUUUUGGUUUCUCAAAAUCCUGUGGCGAGUUCAGGAUAAGCCGGCAUGAGAUCUACAGCUCACUUAAUUCUUUUUCUCACAAGGUUAGGUGGACAAAAGGAAUGUGCGGGGCCAUUUGUAUAUAUCCUAGAAGGGGUGAUGUUUGGGCUAUCUAUAGGAACUGGUCCCCUGACUGGAACGAGUUAACAGCCCAUGAAAUAAUACACAAGUAUGAUAUGGUAGAAGUACUUGAUGGGUACAAUGAGGAACUAGGUGUCACAGUUACUCCCCUUGUCAAGGUUGCUGGUUUCAAGACAGUCUUUCACCAACAUCUGGACCAUAGAGAAAUUAGAAGGAUUCCAAGAGAAGAGAUGUUUCGUUUCUCUCAUCAAGUUCCUUCAUACUUGCUUACAGGUCAAGAGGCUCCUAAUGCUCUGAAGGGUUGCCGGGAGCUAGACCCAGCUGCUACUCCAUUGGAACUUCUUCAGGUAAUUAUAGAUGUUAAGGAAGAAGAGAUUCUGGAAAAUUCUGAGAAGAUUAAUGAAGAAAAUGUUGUGGAUGUAGAAAUAGCUAAAGAUAGAGGGGUGCUAGAGAAUUGUGAAAAAGCUAGGGAACAAGAGGACUGUGGUUCUAAAGUUCUUGAGCAAAUAGAAAUUGUAGCCAAUUUUAGAAAUACUUAAGAAGAUUAGCGAAUAGAGCAUACUGAAUAUGUAUCAUUAAUUGAGUUCAAGAUUAACUGGUUUGAUGUGGACAGAUGAUAUGGCCUGUUGUAAAAUCGGAUGGAACUCAUUUCAUGGUCAUCUGAUAUAUACAACCUUGGGCCGUUAUCUGACUUUGAACUUGUGAAGGUGACCUCAAAAUAUAUAUCUAACCUUUCAAUGAUCUUCAAGUUGAUAUUUUAGGAGGAGAAAAAAUCCACAGGGGUUUCUAGUGGAUCAUCCUGAAGGCUCACUCUGGUGCCAGCUCUACCAAAUGGAACUUCUUGGGGUUUUGAAAGCGGAGAGCUAGCUAUACAUGCAGUUUCAGGGUAGAGAACACCUCUUUGUCUGAUUGAACUCUUUAACAUGCAGGCACUCUUACAAUUACAAUUUCAUAGUGUUUUUCUUGCUCAAUUUUCACAUCCAUGAGUAUUUGACCGUCCUGGAUUCAUGUUCUUUUGUACUUGGCUGUAGAGUUGUACCAUUAGUUCAGAUUAGAGGUUCAAUAAACAGUGUAGAUUAUGAGUUGAUACAGUUACUGCUUUAAUCAUAUCUAUAAUGAUUAUAUACUUUUAUGAGAAUUUAUCUUUUUUCAAUCAGAGAGUCCUAUUUCUUCAAUAUCUUGAUGUGAUCUUGGACUCCUAUUGAGGUAAUGGAGGAGGCAAGAAUGCUGAGGCUUAACCCUUAUUUUGGAGGCUCUGACCUAACCCAUCAAAGCUCAACGUUUAUCUGUGAAAUGAACUUCUAGAAAUCUAACAACUUUGUUUCAUCCAUAAUCAUGUUAUUUUAUGGCUUUGGGUUUGUGCUCAAAUGCAUGUUUUGUGGUUUGCCUUCCAGCAGCUGAUGAUUUUUGACUUUGCUUUACGUAGUCUGGAAACGUCUCACCAUGGUUGAAUCAUUUUCAUGGAGUUCUUUUCUGCUGUAAAUGCC